Molecule: messenger RNA, 1275 nt
Organism: Aspergillus chevalieri
Lineage: Eukaryota; Fungi; Ascomycota; Eurotiomycetes; Eurotiales; Aspergillaceae
Gene: HFI1
Product: TADA1 family protein
Exons: 4
Coding region: 1-1275 (424 amino acids)
Biological process (GO): regulation of transcription by RNA polymerase II
Cellular component (GO): SAGA complex
Molecular function (GO): transcription coactivator activity
Source: RefSeq, a predicted model, not a curated record
AUGCAGAUUGACCCGGCGGCCCUGAAUCGGGCGGACGCUGCUGCGUCGACCGCGAUAGCUUCGUCCAAGGGGUCUGCUACCAACGCGCCCGCGACUCAGAAGUCGUCCAGCAAGGUCCUGAUUUCCGUCCCGCGACUGGACCUGGAACCUGCCUAUACGGAGUUGAAGGCUGCCAUCGGCGAUAAUUGGUCUGAGUAUAAGCAGUCUACGGCGCUUUUUCUUCUUGGGCAUCUUAACCAAAGCGAAUACUCGUCGCGCGUCGAUCAUAUUCUAUGCGCCGACUCGAAAACUGAACACCUUCACAAUAACUUCGUAUGCGCGAUCAUUGGAAACCUUACAAGAGACCUGCCCGACCAUGGUGUUGCAAGUUGGGUAUCGGCGAAUGACAAACCGUCCGUUGUGUCAAAGCCGGCCUCCGGGGAUGCGGCUGAGCACAGGUUGAAGACGGAGGUGAUGCAGCUUCCUCCUCGAGACCGGCGGCGUAUCAAGGCGAUUCAAGAGCGUGACCCCAACGAGACGGUGCCCAAUGAGCUGGAAGAAUAUCAUUUGGCCAAGCAAAUUAAAUUACCAAGCCAGGUACCUGCGAGUGCGGGUGGUUUGAAUAAGACCAAUUGGGAACUAGAAAUUCGAAAACGCUACGCACAACCCCUAGCUUCAGAAACCGGCGAGUUCCCCGACUCCGAGUCCAUAUACGCGCGCAUGAUCCCGAUAUGCUAUGAAGAAUCCAUUGUCAGCGGUGCGGGUCUCCCCUGUGCGGAUUUCAUGGCAAUUGCGACAGAGACAUUUGUAAAAGAGGUUUUGUCUGUUGUCUUUUCACGAACCAGAUCCAACGGCCCGUCAGGUACCAUAAAUGGGAUGAUGAUGCGGAAAUAUCGACAACAGCUCGAACAAGAGGAACUGGCCUACACCCGCGGAGAGAUCGUCAAGGACGGCGCAAGCGGGUUACUGCCCGUGGAAGCGAAAGAAGCGGCCGUUAGGAAACCUCUCGGGGUCCGAGAUCUUCGAUUGGCCUUGGAACUCGGUAAUGGUGUCCUCAGCCAUAUGCCAUUGAUUAUAGAUCAGGUCAUGGGCGGUUAUCUCGAGGAUGAGCUUGAGACGGAGAAGCAAGACCGCACGGAUGACGGUGCCCCGGUUCUUACUGAUGACGACACGAAAGCCGGUUUCACUGAUGAGAUGGAUUUGGACGAAGCCGAUUCUGGCUGGGAAGGAGCUGGCGCCACAGACCACGAGCAAUUGGGCUCGUUGCUGGACGAAUGUCUGUCCAUGGCUGCAUAG